Malania oleifera is the source of this 1545-nucleotide messenger RNA. RefSeq names its product vignain-like. The transcript has 3 exons. Lineage: Eukaryota; Viridiplantae; Streptophyta; Magnoliopsida; Santalales; Ximeniaceae. Bases 213 to 1331 code for a protein of 372 amino acids. The record is from RefSeq and is a predicted model, not a curated record. Gene Ontology annotation, molecular function: cysteine-type endopeptidase activity. Gene Ontology annotation, cellular component: lysosome.
UUUCGCGUUCACACUUUAUUCUCACAAACUCCUCACCUUCUUUAAAUUUGUUAAAAAGCAUCCUCAUUCCUCACGUAUAUAUUAAAGCUUCUUCAAUUCAAAACAUGUUCAUCUGAUCCUUAAUUUCCUCAUGUUUGAUUUUUAUAUUCAGGUCACCCCAGAUUUCAAAUACCUUAGCUUUCAUCCUUUCCUUCAUACAUUCAAUCACAAAAAUGGAGAAGGGAAAGAUUGUUGUGUUUGCUCUUUCUUCUCUGCUUCUGUUUUUUGCGGCGGCUGCGGCGGUCGAGAGCUUUGAUUUCGGCGAGGAGGACUUGGCCUCGGAGGAGAGCCUCUGGGGGCUGUACGAGCGGUGGGGCAGCCACCACGCGGUGCCCCGCGACCACGCCGAGAAGCAGAGGCGCUUCAACGUGUUCAAGGAGAACGCCAGGUACGUUCACCGAGUGAACUCCGCCGCCGAUAAGCCGUACAAGCUGAGGCUGAACAAGUUCGCCGACAUGACCAACCACGAGUUCAGGAGCUCCUACGCCGGUUCCAAGGUCAAACACCACCGGGCGUUCGCCGGUGACCGGCGCGGGGUCGCCGGGUUCAUAUACGAGAACAGCACCGGGAACGUCGCGGCUUCCGUCGACUGGAGGAAGAAGGGUGCGGUCACCGACGUCAAGGACCAGGGCAAGUGCGGGAGCUGCUGGGCAUUCGCGGCGGUGGCGGCGGUGGAGGGAAUAAACUACAUAAAAACAGAGCAGCUGGUGUCGCUGUCGGAGCAGGAGCUGAUAGACUGCGACGUGUCGGAGAACAAAGGAUGCAAUGGCGGAUUGAUGGAACUUGCUUUCGAUUUCAUUAAGAACAACGGGAUCGCCUCCGAGGUUUCCUACCCUUACCAAGCUCAGGACGGCACCUGUGACUCCUCCAAGGCUAAUAGCGGCACGCUGGUGACCAUCAACGGGCACCAGAAUGUGCCGGCGAACGACGAACAGGCGUUGAUGAAAGCAGUUGUCAACCAGCCGGUAGCGGUUGCAAUCGACGCCAGCGGUUCCGACAUGCAGUUCUAUUCAGAGGGAGUGUUCAGCGGGGAGUGCGGGACGGAGGUGAACCACGGGGUGGCGGUGGUGGGGUACGGGAGGACGGUGGAAGGGAUGGAGUAUUGGAUCGUGAAGAACUCGUGGGGCAGCCAGUGGGGAGAGAGUGGGUACCUGAGGAUGCAGCGCGGCGUGGAUGCUGAGGAAGGUCUCUGCGGCAUUGCCACCGAGGCUUCCUUCCCCAUCAAGCUCUCCUCUGGCCCAGCCCCAGCCCCACCGCCACCCCACUCUCUUCCCCUCAGAGAUGAGCUCUAGCUUCUCAUUUUUAUUUUUUUGAUUCUUCAAAAGAAAGAAAGAAAGAAGAAGAUCGUCACAUGAUCUAUGUUCGCAUGUAAGAGGAUUGUUUACACAUUAAUUAUGUCGUUCUUAAAUAUGUAUUGAGUUUUAUUUAAUAGUGGAGAUGAUAAAAGCAAAGCUCCUUGAUAUGUAAGACUCUUUGGAUGUAUUGAUUGGGGAUUGGGCAUAUUAU